AUGGCAUCCUCGCUUGGAUCUUGCGUCAGCUCUCUCCGCUCCACCAACGCUCUCCUCUCCUCUAGCAUCUCAAUCCUCGACAACGGCCACUUCGAACUACUUCCCGAAUCAUCCCUUCAUACCGCGCAAUCACAACUCCUAGGCACGCUCACGCCCGAACUUGAAAGCCUUCUCAAUCGCAUUUCCACACAUCUAGACAAGCUCGAACGACGCGAACAAGCGCUCAUUGCGCGCUCCGAAUUACUCGAGGGCCGGAUUGGAGAGGAGAGACGCGCUAGUGCCGCAUCGGGCGGCUGGGGUGCUAGGGGAAGCGGAGGGCUUGGAAAAGGAAGGGAGCCGAGUAGCGUGGGCAUGAAAGGGGAAAGUAAGGAGGCGCUGAGACUGAAGCAAGCAAGGGCUAAGAAGGAGAGGUUGAGCUAUGCGGUGGAGAGACUGACGCUGCAGGCGCAGCAGAGGGAACGGCAGCUGAGGAUGAGCAUUGCUGCUACAUGA
This is a messenger RNA of Bacidia gigantensis, 492 nucleotides long. RefSeq lists its product as uncharacterized. The transcript has 2 exons. Gene Ontology annotation, cellular component: spindle microtubule; DASH complex. NCBI's taxonomy places the organism in Eukaryota, Fungi, Ascomycota, Lecanoromycetes, Lecanorales, Ramalinaceae. The coding region runs from base 1 to 492 and encodes 163 amino acids. The record is from RefSeq and is a predicted model, not a curated record. Gene Ontology annotation, biological process: attachment of spindle microtubules to kinetochore.